GAGCGGCUGAGGGUUCGGGGGCGCCCCUAGUUCCCGCCGCCUCCCGGCUGUUGCCCCGGGUUUGCGGGAGGGAGCCUCCUCCAGGCCCUCCCUCCCAUUGCCCCAAGCCGAUGCGGACUGAGCGGAUCGCCUGGAGGAUUAUCUUACACUGAACCGAUCAAGUACUUUGAAAAUGACUUCGAAACUUCUCUGGGUGUCCUUCAUACUCGCUGCAUUAAUGCUUUCAAUUACAUUUUCUCUCCAACCAGACCAGCCAAAGGUUCUAUUAGUUUCAUUUGAUGGAUUCCGUUGGGAUUACUUAUAUAGAGUUCCAACACCCCAUUUUCAUUACGUUAUGAAACACGGUGUCCGUGUGAAGCAAGUUACUAAUAUUUUUAUUACAAAGACCUACCCUAACCAUUAUACUUUGGUAACUGGCCUCUUUGCCGAGAAUCAUGGUAUUGUGGCAAAUGACAUGUUCGAUCCUAUUCUGAACAAAUCUUUCUCCCUGGAUAACAUGAAUGUUUAUGAUUCUGAGUUUUGGGAAGAAGCAACUCCAAUAUGGAUCACCAAUCAGAGGGCAGGACAUACAAGUGGUGCAGCCAUGUGGCCCGGAACAGAUGUCAAAAUACACAAAAGCUUUCCUACUCACUACAUGCCUUACAAUGAGUCCGUUUCAUUUGAAGAGAGAGUUGCCAAAAUUAUUGAGUGGUUUACAUCGAAAGAGCCCAUCAAUCUUGGUCUUCUCUAUUGGGAAGAACCUGACGACAUGGGCCAUCAUUUGGGACCAGAGAGCCCGCUCAUGGGGCCGGUCAUUUCGGAUAUUGAUCACAAGUUAGGGUAUCUCAUACAAAUGCUGAAAAAGGCAAAGUUAUGGAACAUUCUGAACCUAGUCAUCACAAGUGAUCAUGGAAUGAUGCAGUGUUCUGAGGAAAGGAUCAUAGAGCUUGACCAGUAUCUGGAUAAAGACCACUAUACCCUGAUUGACCAAUCGCCAGUGGCAGCCAUCUUGCCCAAAGAAGGCAAAUUUGCUGAAGUCUAUGAAGCACUGGCUCAUGCUCAUCCUAAUCUGACUGUUUACAAAAAAGAAGAGAUUCCAGAAAGAUGGCACUACAAACACAACAAUCGAAUUCAGCCGAUUCUCGCCGUGGCUGAUGAAGGGUGGAAUAUUUUACGGAAUAAGUCAGAUGACUUCCUGUUAGGCAACCACGGUUAUGAUAAUGCAUUAGCUGGAAUGCAUCCCAUAUUUUUAGCCCACGGUCCUGCCUUCCAAAAGAAUUUCACAAAAGCAGCCAUGAACUCUACCGAUCUGUACCCCCUGCUCUGCCACCUGCUCAAUAUCACGGCCAUGCCACACAACGGAUCACUCAGGAACGUCCAGGAUCUGCUCAGUUCACCAGUUCCAGGAGCAAGUUCUUAUACACAGAGCCCUCCUCUCCUCCAGGGUAGUGUCAAACCAAGAGAAAAUGAACAAGAGGAGUCAUAUGCUUCUUUCCUAGGGGUCUCUCUCGGUAGCAUUAUAGUCAUUGUGUUUUUAGUAAUUUUCAUGAAACAUUUAAUUCGCAGUCAAAUACCUGCCUUACCAGAUUUUCAGGCUGAAAUAUCUCAACCAUUAUUACAAGCCUAAUGCUCCUUUGAUGUGGAGAUUGCAUAGUUAUAUCAGUGUUUAAAGGUUUCAAAUUCUAGGAAACCAGCUUCAGACAUCUGCACAGACCAUUAAGCAGUUAUGUAAAUACACAUGCAGGGGCAGCCACACACACACACGCACACUCAUGCCCAAAUGCACAUGGAACAAAAUACACAUGCCUGCAAAGGAUGACAGAUGGGGAAGUAUGUUUGCAUUGUUCUCUCUGGCUUCUGGUAAAUAAGAUCCUGCUUUAUUUGGACUUGGCACAUACAGUGUAUAUAGUUAGCAACUUUGCACUAUUUGAAGUACCUUACAUAUUGCACUUUCCUAAUGGGUACUCUUAUGUGAGAUGCACUUUAUUGACAAUUAUGUCUUAUAACUCAGUUGAAAAAGACCACUUUUGUACCCAUGUCCCAGAAUACCUGUUACUCCUUAUUCAAAUGGAAUGAAAUUUCUAAUAAUUCCUGAAUAAAGUAGAAAUCUAUCUCCUUAAAGUGGGAGAGCAUGAAGAAACUGAAAACUGUUGAAAAUGAAAUGUGACGACCUUUGAACACUGAAUUUUGGAGAGAUGCAUUCCCAACAGCAGGGUGCAUCUGUGGGCACUCCUUGUCAUUCUUUCCAACGGACAUGGGUUUUCAUUUUAUUUCCCCCCCAAAAAGAGAUCCAAAUACUGACGGAUUCAUUCCAGGCAUGUUUUUUUCCAUCGUGAAAUUCAUUACUGCAUUUCCUGAUUAGUCGUUUUACUCUGAUUUUGAUAAGAAGAUACCAUGAAUAUACAUUUCUACAUUUCUUUCCUCUUGAGUCUAGCACUGGCCUGAGCAGAAGGGAUCAGGCACCAUCUCAGCAAUGUUUUUCUCUUGCUCUGUAAUUACUUGCUUCCUUGAAAAUUAAAUCACUAUUAAUUGCUUUGCAAAUCAGAUUAGAUAAAGCAGUGUUUUCUUUCUGGUAACCUGUAGUGACAGAGCACAAAUGUCUUUUAGAUUUCAGCAUUUGAAGGUCCAGAAUUGGAAGAGAGCACAAACUACAUAAGGGAAAAUGUAGACCAUGCAAUCCUUGAAAAGAACUGUGGAGCUUGGGGGAAAAAAAAUCAGACGGCAACUUGGGGGGAAAGAAAUUAUGCAGAACCGUUGUGGUUCACAUUGUACCCAGGACAAUGCUAAAAGGCGCCUGGUGGCAAAAAAUAGUGAAAUGACUCCUAGAGGUAACAGGUUUUGAAACAAGAGGAACUGCGAUUAUAGCCUUGUUUCCUGAAAUAUUUGAGUAUUCCAUUCACCAAAUUCAGCCAAUGCUCAGCAGAAUCAAAGGUGAAUCCAGGUUCAUAAAGAGACUUCACCUGCUGGGUAGGGUUUUUCAUUCACAAACAGACUUUACUUCCUGGGUAGUUUUUUCACUUGCCUGGUCAUCUCAGCUCUUCAUUCCCACCAUGGAAAGCUGUGCUUUAGGUCUCUUAAGUAGUCUGGUUAGGGAGAGGGUAGUAUUACCUAUGGUUUCUUAGGGGAAAGAGAAAGCCCCCAAAAAGAAUAGCUUUCCUUGAAGAAAACAGAAACCAAUUUAUAGACACGUGGCCUGUAGAUAAUAAAUGUGAUUCUGGGGGCUUCCUAGGUGGCGCAGUGGCCUGCCAAUGCAGGGGACAUGGGUUCGAUCCCUGCCCCAGGAAGAUCCCACAUGCUGUGGAGCAACUAAGCCCGUGUGCCACAACUGUUGAGCCCAUGUGCCAUAACUACUGAAGCCCACGUGCCUAGAGCCCAUGCUCUGCAACAAGAGAAGCCAUGGCAAUGAGGAGCCCACGCACCACAAUGAAGAGUAGCCCCUGCUCACCAAAACUAAAGAAAGCCUACGCACAGCAAAAAAAAAGACCCAACACAGCCAAUAAAAUUAAUUAAUUAAUUAAAAUGUGAUUCUGUGUAUAUUUAUGCACCAACUGGCUAAGUAGGUAAAAUGGUAAAUGUAUUCCAGAAAGAAAGGAUAAACUAGACGUAAAGAACAAAAGUGGCAUAGUGAAAAAUAUAGUUGAAGUGCUUCCUAAAAUCAGGUGAAUGAAUUAUUUUUAAAUGAUGAUACCGAUGAAGAAUGUUAGCACCUGAUUUUCAUGUCAUUAUACAAGCUCUCAAUGGGAUAGAAUGGAAUCAUUGGAAAUGUACUACAGAUUGAAAAGCUGAGAAGUGAGAUGGUAGACAGCAGACUCCUCAAGAGGUCUGAACUCUGGAUUAGGCACUUUAGAAUAUGGUACCACUCAUGCUGGCUUGCUUUGUAGUGAAGAAUUUAUCUGCGUUAUGGAGAUGCCAAUCUAAUGACUAAAAGAUGAAAUUGGUCUAUUUAAAAGCAUUACUACUCAAGUGCUAUCUGUGUAUUUAAACUAAUUGUUGCAUUAAAUUCAUUUAAGAGGGUGCUAUUACCUUAGUAGUGAGAGUAAAUUCUGUAACACUGAUGAAAUCAUUAAAAUCCUGACAUGGAGAUUUGAUUAUUGAAUGGUUUCUUUUAUUUACAGAUACUUAUUUUCCUGUAAAAUAUCAGCAGGAGAGUAUACCUGAAGGAAAAUAAAAUUUUAAACUUUGCUGGGAAAAUCUAGCCACUCAUCAUUUUUUGAUAGUUUUGUUGUUUUGGUUUUACCUGCAUGUCUCUGUGGUCAAACUUUGCACGCAGUCAACACAAAUUAGCACGUAGAAAUAAAAUGUAGACCAGCUAGUCUUCCUAGCUCUAAGUAAGAACUUUAAAAAAGGUCAGAGGGAUGGACUUCCCCCCUCACAACCCUGACAUAUUUGCUCUACAUCAUCUAUCAGCUAUUUUGAAGUUUAUUGAUAGGAUUUUUCUUCUUCAGUGUAUAUUUUGCAAUUUCUUCUCCUUUUGCCACCUGCCAUUUAAACUGAAAAUUGCUUUUCAAAAUGCUUUCUGUCCUCUUAAAUUAGGAUCGAUUCCAUUAUUAGUUUCAGUUUCUUACAAGAACCUGUUUCUUGAACAUCUGUAGGGUUUUUUUUAUGCUGUUUUUAUCAGGUUUGAUAUCAAUGUUAUAGUCACCUCAAAAACUCAUGCAUUUUUUUUUUACAGCACUAGUUUUACAAAGCAAAUAUAACAUGGAUAAUCAAACCCAACAAAGAGGCACUGAAAGAGAUUAUUAUUUUGGGGAAAAAAAGAUUAUUAUCUUUUUUGUAGAAUAGUUUGUAACUUUCCCAAUCUUUAAUAAAGAGAUUGGUUUCAGUUUUCUCUAUUGGUAUCAAUUUUAUUCAAUAAAUCUGGCAUCCACACUUCAGGAAGCACAGGACCUGGGAAAUGGUUCUGGAUCCAAGGAUCGCAGUCCAAGUUAAACCAUGAGUAGGCAAAAGUAAUUUGUUGGUAUAAAGUUUUACCACUUUUGAAAUGCUACAGAACUCUCUUACAAAGUAAAGUGCCUUUUGUUUUGUUUUGUUUUCCCACAAUUCCUAGCAGUAUUCAAUGAAUGUCAAAAUAGGAAAUUAAUCACUGCUCUAUUAGAGGAAACUUUGUUGAAUCUAUAUUAGAAAAGUCAUUAAAUACUCUAGCUAUGUUCAAAACUAAGUUUAAAUACUGUAAUCCCACCCUCACCCCUAGUGUUUUGUAAUCAGCGUUUUCAAACUUCUUCCUUUCUACUGUAAGCCAAUAAAUUAUAGUUCUAGAAACUCUGCAAAAUUUAUCUCGGCUUUCUUUCCAAUGAUAUCCUUGUGUUGCAUUGCAUAUUUAUACUGCUUUAAAUAUCUGGUUAAAUGUUACACGCUUAAUCCUG
Hippopotamus amphibius kiboko is the source of this 5342-nucleotide messenger RNA. It is a transcript of the gene ENPP5, whose product is annotated as ectonucleotide pyrophosphatase/phosphodiesterase family member 5. The record is from RefSeq and is a predicted model, not a curated record. Lineage: Eukaryota; Metazoa; Chordata; Mammalia; Artiodactyla; Hippopotamidae. The transcript is spliced from 4 exons. Bases 173 to 1606 code for a protein of 477 amino acids.